AUGGCGACCGCGAUCGGGGAAAACAUCGUCGUCAUCGACCACGACGACGACUUCAUCCGAGCCGGGUACGCGAACCCGGAGUACGGCCCAGGCGUGCUCGCGCCCGCGUCCGUCCGCCUCGCCUCGGACGCCACCAGCGACGCGAUCCCCCCGACGCGCGUGAUCGUCGACCGCGCGGUGACGGACUGGGACGCCCUGGAGGCGAUCUACCGUCAUAUCUUCUACAAGCAGUGCGGUUGGAUCGAGGGCGAGGAGGGCGCGGCGCUGAUCACGGAGCCGCUGUUCACGUCCAAGGCGGAUCGCGAGCGGCUGACGCAGCUCAUGUUCGAGUCGUUCAACGUCGCGGGUCUGUACAUCGCGGAGCAGCCCGUCGCGGCGCUGUACGGCGUCGGGAAAACCUCCGGCGUGAGCGUGGACGUCGGGUUCAGCACCACCGACAUCGCGCCCGUGGUCGACGGCGUCGUCGUGACCGCGGCCGCGACGCGCUGCGCGCUCGGGACGGUCACGACGCGCGACGCGACGCGAUCGCUCCUCGGCGACGCCGGCGCCGCCCUCUCUGACGACGACGUCGACGCGGUCAGGGACGCGACGUGCCACGUCAGCAGGAGCCGCGACGACGCCCUCGACGCUUCGGACUCGAAGACGCACGUCCUGCCGGACGGGAACGUCGUGACCGUCGACGGCGCGGCGAGGAGGGCGUGCGUGGAGUCGCUGUUCGCGCCCGACGCGGACAAGGGCGGCGUCUCGGAGGCGAGCGUGUUGGACGCGAUAUUCACGCACGGGGGGUGGGCCGGGGGGGUGGGCGCGAGGAGUGGGGUCGGGUUGGGGAGGAGGAUAACGUCAGAUCUGCACGAUCUGAUGCCGCCGACGGCGCGGCCGGUGGAGGCGGGCGCGCCAGAGUACGCGCACGCGCUGACGGGGCAGUACGCGUCGUGGUUCGGCGGGGCGAUCUUAGCGAAGGUGGUGUUCCCGCUGAACCAGUACGUCACGAAGGUGGACUACCAGGAGAACGGGCCGACGGUGGUGCAUAAGAACCGGGUCGGGUGA
This is a messenger RNA of Micromonas pusilla CCMP1545, 1047 nucleotides long. Its product is annotated as actin superfamily. The record is from RefSeq and is a predicted model, not a curated record. Lineage: Eukaryota; Viridiplantae; Chlorophyta; Mamiellophyceae; Mamiellales; Mamiellaceae. The transcript is spliced from 2 exons. Bases 1 to 1047 code for a protein of 348 amino acids.